Messenger RNA from Amborella trichopoda, 1241 nucleotides. Its product is annotated as B2 protein. Gene Ontology annotation, biological process: response to endoplasmic reticulum stress. The record is from RefSeq and is a predicted model, not a curated record. NCBI's taxonomy places the organism in Eukaryota, Viridiplantae, Streptophyta, Magnoliopsida, Amborellales, Amborellaceae.
UUAGAGGGAACAAAUAGAGAAAGAGAGAGAGAGAGAUUUCAAAUAAAUACAAGGAAUGAAUGCAGAGUAAAGGAAUGCGAAGCAGCCAGUAAGAGAAGCGUUUGUAAAUAGAGGGAAUGCCUACAUAGAGACACAAAAGUUAACUCGAAGCGAACAGCAGAGCCCACUGCAUUCUCCCCUUCUGCUGCUCACCAGAACUUGUUUUUAUUACUCCCCCCACCCCUCCGCCCCCAGCACCACCAACCCAAGUGAAAAAAGGGAAGAGAAAAGAAGAAAAUAUAGAGGGUGAAAAUGGGAUCGAAUUACACCUUAUGGCCGCCAAUGCAGUUGGCUGAGAAGGAAGAGCAGAACUGGAGCAUCGCAAUGACGAAGCUCGCUCUGACUGAGAAGUCGAGCACGGAACAGGGGCAAAACAGUAAUUUAUCCUACACCAUGAAUUCGCAGAAGAGUGAGAAAAUGGAGGACUACAUCUCUCUAAACACUUGCAACAUUUGGAAUUCGGGGCAAAAUGGUAACAUUGGGGGGUAUUGUGAGAAGAGAUACAACAAUAAGACAUUGCCUGCUUCAGAGAUGCUGCCGAGGAGUGAGAGGUUGGGGGGCUACAUUUUUGUGUGCAACAAUGAUACCAUGCAAGAGGACCUCAGGCGCCACCUCUUUGGGUUGCCACAGAGAUACAAGGACUCAGUGAGGGAAAUAACUCCAGGAUUACCACUCUUCCUCUACAACUACACCUCCCACCAACUCCAUGGUGUCUUUCAGGCUGAUAGCUUUGGAGGGUCCAACAUAGAUCCCACAGCAUGGGAGGACAAGAAAUGCAAAGGAGAGUCCAGGUUUCCAGCACAGGUGAGAAUCAGGGUGAAGAGACGGUGCAGGCCUCUGACAGAAGAUGCCUUCAGGCCCGUCCUGCACCAUUACGAUGGCCCAAAGUUCAGGUUGCAGCUCUCCAUCAAAGAGGCGUUGGCACUGCUGGACUUGUUCACCGAGGAUGCAAUAACCCUCUAUGAUCAAUGAAAGAGAAGAUCCUCAUAAAAGAUGGAGACUGUGAUCUGUUUAGAUAAAGGAGAGGGAGAACAUUCUGCCCAACUAUAGAAUGAAGCAAUGGCCGUGAAAAUGUGGAACGUUGGACUGUUUUCAACUUCUGAUCAGUAUUUAUGUACUUCGAUAAGAAUCAAAUUUCCAGCCUCCUUUUAUUGAAUCGACAAGAAAUGGAAACUCUGAAGAUAGUUUCUCUUAUAGUCUUA